This is a messenger RNA of Alligator mississippiensis (American alligator), 1921 nucleotides long. It is a transcript of the gene NKX2-2, whose product is annotated as NK2 homeobox 2. NCBI's taxonomy places the organism in Eukaryota, Metazoa, Chordata, Crocodylia, Alligatoridae. Gene Ontology annotation, biological process: cell differentiation; regulation of transcription by RNA polymerase II. The record is from RefSeq and is a predicted model, not a curated record. The transcript has 2 exons. Bases 54 to 872 code for a protein of 272 amino acids. Gene Ontology annotation, molecular function: DNA-binding transcription factor activity, RNA polymerase II-specific; RNA polymerase II cis-regulatory region sequence-specific DNA binding. Gene Ontology annotation, cellular component: nucleus.
GUGAAGCAGGCGGAUUGACAAACUGGUGCUUCAACUUUGCUCGGGGCCAGAAUAUGUCUCUGACCAACACAAAGACCGGGUUUUCUGUAAAGGACAUUUUGGAUCUCCCCGACACCAACGAUGAAGAGGGAUCCAUCGCGGAAGGAGCCGAGGAGGAGAACGAGGGGUCUGAGCCCCCCAAGAAAACAGGAGUUUUGGGGCAAAGCCCCCUGGACGCUGUGCAGUCGCUGCCUCUGAAGAACCCUUUCUAUGAUAAUAGCGAUAAUCCCUACACGCGCUGGCUCGCGAGCACCGAGAGCAUCCAGUACUCCUUGCACGGGCUGGCGGGCGGCACCGCGCCGCAGGACGCGGCCGCCAAGUCCCCCGAGCCGUCGGCCGACGAGUCCCCGGACAACGAGAAGGAGGCGGCGGGCGGAGCGGACGCUGGCAAGAAGAGGAAGCGGCGGGUGCUGUUCUCCAAGGCGCAGACCUACGAGCUGGAGCGGCGGUUCCGGCAGCAGCGGUACCUGUCGGCGCCCGAGCGGGAGCACCUGGCCUCGCUCAUCCGCCUCACGCCCACGCAGGUGAAGAUCUGGUUCCAGAACCACCGCUACAAGAUGAAGCGGGCCCGGGCCGAGAAAGGUAUGGAAGUGACUCCUCUACCCUCCCCGCGCCGGGUCGCCGUGCCGGUGCUAGUCAGGGACGGCAAGCCCUGCCACACGCUCAAAGCUCAGGACUUGGCUGCCGCCACUUUCCAGGCGGGGAUCCCCUUCUCCGCCUAUAGCGCCCAGUCUCUACAGCACAUGCAAUAUAACGCCCAGUACAGCUCCGCCAGCAACCCCCAGUACCCCACAGCGCAUCACUUGGUGCAAGCCCAACAAUGGACUUGGUGAGCCUGCGAGGGAGAGAGAGAGAGACUGGUGUUUCACACGCGAAACUAUCGAGGGGACACUCUUAAUAUUAUUAUUAUUAUUAUUAUAAUUAUUAUUAUUAUUAUGGACUUUGGUUUUUUCCCCCCGCUCCUAAUUUUCUUGGGAUUGUUUUUGUUUUGUUUUGUUUUGUUUCCCUCCCUCCACAUAUCUAUUUUUGGGGGUCCGGUUUCAUUCCUUCUAUAUAUAUAUAGAUAUAUAUAUAUAUAUUAUUUUUUCUGGGUGUUUUUUGUGCGCCAUGUUUACAGAGAUUUUUGCGCCAUCCCAAAUGGUUCUGUCUACCUACGGCUCCAAUAAAACCAACACACACACACAAAAUGAUCAUGAUACCCACGGAUGCUCUUGUGAUUUUGUAAAGUACGUUUGUGUGCUGUAGCGCUGUUGUCAGUCCUCUCUAGAGCAAGCGGAGAACCAGUUUGAAAACCAGAGACGAGAGAAUUUAAUUUUUCUCUCUCAUAUAUAUGUACACAUAAAGUUUCACGUAUAUAGAAAGAGAUAGAUAUAGAUAUGGAUAUAUGUCUGUGUGUAUAUGUGUGUAUGUGCGUGUGUAUAUACACACACGCAUACAUACAUAUAUAGCUAUAUCUCUAUAUAGAUAUCUGUAUAUAUAUAUAGAUAGCUAUACCUAUAUGGAUAUAGAUAUCUAUAGAGCUAUCUAUAGAUAUCUAUAUGGAUAUCUAUAUAUCUGUAUCUGUAUAUGUAUAUAUGAAACUUUAUUUACGGCCAUGUGUAAAUGCUGACAACUCGUAGCGAAUUGAUUAUAUAUUAUAUAUAUUUUUUUGUAAAUAUUUGUGGUGAUUGUUGCCAUAAGAAACAUUCAGGGCGUUUCAUUUUCAGUUGAUUUUUGGUUGGAUGCAACUCCCUCCCCACCCCCGACCCCCAACCCCCCAAAAUAUAUAUAUAUAUUCAACGAGCAAAAAUGUAGAAGGGAAACACACAGGUCUGUUCUUCUCGGACACCUCCUCCAUAGCAAUCUCUAGUGAAUCGUUGUGUAUGUUUCCAGCUGAAGCGCG